Messenger RNA from Carassius auratus (goldfish), 3566 nucleotides. Its product is annotated as solute carrier family 12 member 3-like. Gene Ontology annotation, cellular component: apical plasma membrane. Gene Ontology annotation, biological process: sodium ion transmembrane transport; potassium ion import across plasma membrane; potassium ion homeostasis. The coding region runs from base 212 to 3193 and encodes 993 amino acids. The transcript is spliced from 26 exons. The record is from RefSeq and is a predicted model, not a curated record. Gene Ontology annotation, molecular function: sodium:potassium:chloride symporter activity. Lineage: Eukaryota; Metazoa; Chordata; Actinopteri; Cypriniformes; Cyprinidae.
UAUGUGAGAAGGCUCAGUCAAGGUAUAAAAGAAAACGCAACUCAUUUCCUGACAGCCGAGGAAGGUCAGGCCAUGUCCACACGACUGGCUGGAGCACGCUGUGGUUGCCUGAUGUGAUUUCUCUGGAUCUGAGGAAUCAUUCUGUGAUCUCCACAAGGAUUGAAGCAGGAAGGGAAGGAAAUUCACAGGCAAAGCUCCCACCGAAUCAACCAUGACCCGAUAUAUUGCUCGAAUCGGAAAAUUCAAUUCAGGAGACAGCAACAUCCCGCCUCAAGGUGUUAGCGUGGAUAUGGGGGAGGUUGAUUACGAGAAAGAGAAGGACAAGGGCAAAAUGUCAUUCUACAAUCCGAUGGACCCCGUGCCAAAAUUUGAAUUUUAUGCCAAAGACACAUGGUCGGGACGUAUAAAAAGCACCAGACCGUCACUGGAUCUUCUGCGCAAACCACCGGACACAGAUGAUCUUCCUCCACCACCAGAGGACGACGGACGGCCCAAAGUCAAGCUUGUUCGCUUUGGAUGGGUUCUGGGAGUCAUGAUCCGCUGUAUGUUGAACAUCUGGGGAGUCAUCAUGUAUCUGCGGCUGCCGUGGAUCACGUCUCAAGCUGGAAUCAUUCUGACCUGCGUCAUUAUCCUCAUGUCUGUCACCAUCACAACGAUUACAGCAACCUCAGUGUCUGCCAUCUCCACUAACGGGAAGGUCUACUCCGGUGGCACAUACUUCAUGAUCUCUCGGAGUCUGGGUCCGGAGCUCGGAGCGCCCAUCGGUUUGCUCUUUGCAUUUGCUAAUGCUCUCGCCUGUUCUCUCAACACAGUGGGGUUCGCCGAGACCGUCAGAGAUGUGCUUAAAGACAAUAACGCUCAGAUGGUGGACGAUGUCAAUGACGUGAGGAUCAUUGGGACGAUUACUGUCGUCCUCCUGCUCUGCAUCACAUUUGGUGGCAUGGCUUGGGAGGCAAAGGCUCAGAUCCUGUUCUUCAUCGCACUCUUGCUCUCCUUAGUUAAUUAUUUUGUAGGGACGUUCAUUCCCCCUGGCAUAGAGAAGCAGGCUAUGGGAGUUUUUGGCUACCGUGCUGAGAUUUUCGUGGAGAAUCUGCUGCCUUCCUUCCGAGGCAAAGAUGGAUCUUUCUUCAGGAUGUUUUCCAUCUUCUUCCCUUCUGCCACAGGAAUUCUGUCUGGAGUCAACAUCUGUGGAGAUCUCAAGGAUCCAUCGGGUGGGAUUCCUAAAGGGACCCUUCUGGCCAUAUUCUGGACCACCUUGAGCUAUUUAUUGAUCUUAAUCACUGUUGCUGCAACUGUUGUUAGAGAUGCUUCUGGAAGUUUGAACGAUAGCUUAGCGCUCAAUUCUUCGAUCCACUGCAGUGGUUUGGGCUGUAAAUUUGGCUGGAAUUUUGACGAGUGUGAGCAGAACCACACAUGUAACUUUGGACUGGCAAACCAUUUCCAGAUUCUUGCCACAGUUUCAGGUUCUGGCCAUUUGAUCACCAUCGGGAUCUUUGCCGCCACCUUGUCAUCAGCGCUGGGUUUCUUGGUUUCUGCUCCUAAAAUUUUCCAGUGUUUGUGUAAUGAUAACAUCUACCCCUACAUCGGCUUCUUUGGGAAAGGCUAUGGUAAAAACAACGAGCCUCUGCGAGGCUACAUGCUCAUGUUCAUCAUCGCAUUAGCUUUCAUCCUCAUCGGUGACCUGAACACUAUCGCUCCUCUGAUCUCCAACUUCUUCCUCUGCUCUUAUGGACUCAUCAACUUCAGCUGCUUCCACGCAACGGUCACCAAAUCACCUGGUUGGCGGCCGCAGUAUCGUUACUUCAAUCCAUGGACAUCUCUGUUUGCUGCGUUCUUGUCUUUCGUCCUCAUGUUUUUGUUCACGUGGUGGGCCGCUCUUGUCACUUUCGCUAUUGUUCUCUGUCUCUUAGGCUACGUCACCUAUAAAAAACCUCAUGUGAACUGGGGAACGUCUUAUCAGGCGAGUUUCUACAACAUGGCUUUGUCCUUCUCAAUGUCUCUCUCUGGUGUUGAAGACCAUGUCAAAAACUUCAGGCCUCAGUGUCUCGUUCUGACUGGCCCUCCGAACUUUCGCCCCGCUCUGGUGGACUUUGUGGGAACUUUCACCAAAAACAUCAGCCUGAUGAUCUGCGGGAAUAUUAUCAUGGAGGAUGAGAAGUCCAGUUUUCCACAGCACAGCACUGAUUUGCUGGUGGACUGGCUGAAUCAGAGGAAAGUUCGCUCUUUCUAUACAUCCUUCACAGCUGAAAGUCUGAAAGAGGGCGCACAUCAUCUCAUGCAGGCUUCAGGUCUAGGUAAGCUGAAACCCAACACUCUGGUUUUGGGAUACAAGAUGAACUGGCAGGAAAGUAAACCAGAGAGCUUACAGGACUAUGUUGACACCAUCAGCGACGCAUUCGACUCUAGCUACGGCAUCGCGAUUCUGAGAAUGAUGGACGGACUGGAUGUAAUGGAUGAUUUGCACAGUGCAGGCAGAUCAUCUGCAAUUGAUAACCCGGCAUUUGACGCAGACGAAGUCCCACAGUCUGAAAAGGAUGAGACUGAUAGGAAUUCAGAUGCUUCUGACGAUGGCUCAAAUGAGCAGGUCAGAUCGGUGUUUCAGAUGAAACAGGGCAGGAAGAGCAUCGACAUCUACUGGAUCUCUGAUGAUGGAGGUCUGACUCUUCUAGUUCCAUAUUUGUUGACAAGAAGAAACCGUUGGAAAAAGAGCAAACUCAGAGUGUUCAUCUUAGGAGGCCGAGAAACCAUGGAGGACGACCGUAAAGACAUGAAGAUGCUGCUAAAGAGGUUCCGACUGGAGAUCGAGGACAUCAUUGUGAUAACAGACGUGGAUAAACCUCCUCUAGCUAAAAAUUUGCAGCGGUACGAGGAAUACAUCGCCCCCUUCAGGCUGAGUGAAGAACAGUCUGGAGGAGAUGUACAGGAGCUCAAGAGACUGAGUCCAUGGAAAGUGUCCGACAAAGACCUGGAGGCCAUAAAACCAAAGGUACAGAGGACAGUGAGACUAAAUGAGAUAAUCAAGAAGAACUCAAUUAAUGCUGCUCUGGUUGUAAUUUCCCUCCCAGUCCCUGAUGUCACCUGUCCCAGCUCUCUCUAUAUGUCCUGGCUGGACGUGCUCAGCUACGGCAUCCACUGUCCCGUCCUGCUCAUACGAGGGAACCAGGAGAACGUCAUGACCUUCUACUGCCAGUGAAUGUGACUGUUCAUCAUUAAACACUUCUCUUACUGCAUGUAAAUCUGCUGUCAGUUUCAGUGAUGUCAAGAUGCAGAACUGAAAUCAGCCGCAUAAUCCUAUUUUACAAUGACUGUGGAAUAUAUUGCACAUUAUUGAUGAUACAUGUUAAUGAUUUGACUAGAAAGAAUAGAAGAGAAAUGGGGAAGCACUCUGUCUCUGAUCUCUGGAUCUUUGAUUAAUGCUUGAGGUUUCAUGAAAUUUAAACAAGACACAAUUAUAAUAUGAUAAAAUAAGUUUAUUCGUUCUUGCUUUGUAAAAUUACAUUUAAACAUUAUAAUGAAUAAUAUAGAAGGUUACAUUUUGACUGCAAAUAAACAGUAGAUUACCGUAU